GAGGAUAGAUACUGGGAGUGGGAGGGCAGUGGAGGGAAGGACCACAGAGUGGGCCCUCGAAGGAGUCGGGCGUCAGUCGCGCGGCACGCGGCGCACUGUUCGCACGUGGGUGUCGCUCUCUCUUUCUCUCUCUUUUUCGUCGAAAAGGGUGCGCAAGUGUGUAUUUGCGACCCUUCUGGGAUUAACGCGACUGACCUCGCCGCCGAGAACAGGAAAUGACGUCGUCGUCGCGGAGAUGAUAGCGCGAAUCGCACCGUUUGCAGCAUUGUCGGCGGAUGGACGUGCCAGCCGCUGGAAAGCCCGAAUCCGGAGGAAAGUACGAAGAAGCCGGUAAUCAUCGCCGUCGUCAUCAUCGCCGCGGGCGGCGCAGGACAAGUGAGUUGACAAAAGUCGGUCGAUUCACGAAAAGGAAAAGGGAAAGGAAGAAGCGCGGAGCAAGUAAGUGAGCAACGACACGGAGCAAGUAAGUGUGCAACGACACGGAGCAUCAGUUAAUCACCGUCGUUGCGGUCGAUCGAGGCGAACGAAGAAGAGGAGCGAAGAAGAAGUGGGAAAAAAAGGAAGCAGGAGGAGCACACUCAUCGGUGGGAGAAACGAUCGGUGAAGGAGAAAAAUCUCAGUUUGCCUCUGGAGACGUAGACGACGUAGACAACGUCCGACCACGUGAAUGUGUCACAGAGAGUGAUCGCCAAUUCAUUCAUUCAUUGGCGGCAUGCGGUAGACGCUAAUCUCGAUCGAGAAACACCAAUUAUAGUGACGUUUUCUUACUCGCGAAUUAUUUUCGCGAAUACUGAAUUGAAAGAUUACUUGAUGGCUCUUCUUUUUUUUUUUUUUUUAUAUAUUUUGUAUCUUUUGAGAGAAUCUUGAAGAGGCCGACGCGGGUAUUUAUAUUUUGAAUACUUCGCAUUUUGCGAAUAACUCGAGGAGAUUAUCCGAGGAUUAUCUAACGAUUGAAGGAAUUAUUCAGUGGAAUUCCUGUUUUGGCUAUCCCAUGCUUUGAUCGUCCUGAACGGAUUCUCCGAAUCACUCAUCCGGGUGGAAUCUUCAUUCCCACUGCGUCGUGUUUCGUGGUUAGAAGAUCCUGAAGAGACUCGAGAGACCAGCCGGUGGAAUCUCGAUCUGUUCUACUUCGCGCGCACUUUGAUUAUUCCGAAGAGAUCCCAAAUUGUCGGUGGAAUCUUCAUCUUUGCUACUUGAAUAUUCCAAAGGGAGUCGAAGUGUCAUUAUUACUCACGGUGUGUGAUCUCGUCGGUAUAUUCAACUUUGACAGUGACAGUGCCUUCGUUUCUUUUAAUCGUUAUCGAGUUUACAAUUUCGCGUGAAACUCUCGGUCGUGAAGAACAUCGGAACGAUAUCUCGCGAGUGUUUUAUCGCGAGUGGUAUUGCAUCUUCAUCUUGGGGAAAAGCUGGACAGAUGCGCUCUGUUGCGAAGAUGAUGCGUCACGUCCUCAUCGCUGCCCUUCUUGCUGUGCUCGUCAACGGAGCACCGAGAUCAUCGAUCAUCUACGCGGACGACAAAGUGCAAAAUUAUCUUAUGAAAUUCGGUUAUUUACCCCAGACUGAUCUCGAGACAGGAAAUCUACGGACGGAGGACCAGUUAAGGGAUGCUAUAAAAAAUCUGCAGAAAUUCGGUGGUAUUCCCGUAACGGGGGAGAUCGAUAAGGCAACGAGAGGAUUAAUGAAAGCCAAGAGAUGCGGACUGCCGGAUCAGCCGGAUCCCAGAUUCAUCAGAACGAGGCAUAAGCGUUUCACCAUCCACGGACAACAAUGGCAGUACCGAAAUCUCACCUGGAGUCUGAGAUCCGAGCAACCUAGCGGUCUAGACACAGGCGGGGUCCGACUGGAAUUGAGCAAGGCCCUCGACCUCUGGGCCAGAAAUUCGAAGCUCACCUUUCAGGAGAUCAACAGCGACCACGCUGAUAUUCUGGUCUAUUUCCAUCGGGGUUAUCACGGAGAUGGAUAUCCGUUCGAUGGCAGAGGUCAGAUCCUGGCGCACGCGUUCUUCCCGGGCAGGGAUCGCGGCGGGGACGCUCACUUCGACGAGGAGGAGAUAUGGUUGCUGGAGGACGAUAGCAACGAGGAAGGCACCAGUCUGUUCGCGGUGGCCGCUCAUGAAUUCGGCCAUUCCCUGGGACUGGCGCACAGCUCAGUCCAGGGUGCUCUCAUGUAUCCCUGGUAUCAAGGACUGAGCCCCAACUACGAGCUGCCGGAAGAUGACCGGCAUGGGAUUCAGCAGAUGUACGGUGCUCCCGAGGGCAAGCUAUGGGGCAACAUACCGGGUGGACCACUGCCACCGGAACGACCGCCACCGCCACCCCCAACGACGACGACAACGACGACUACGACAACGACGACAACGACGACAACAGCCGCGACGACGUAUAGGCCCUGGAGGACGAGGCCUACCAGGCCUAAUCAUUAUCCGGACGACGGCAGGCCUCGACAACCGGAUCGUUAUCCGCAGAAACCUGAAUAUCGGCCACAUAAACCCCAUCGUCAUCAUACGACAUGGUCGACGACGACGACGACAACGACGACGAUGAGGCCUACGCCGAGAUUCAGACAUCGAUGGACCCCACCGCAACCGGAUGAUGUGCCCGACAAGUGCGACACUAGCUUUGACGCCAUCAGCAUCAUUCGCAGGGAGGUCUUUGUUUUCAAAGGACGGUAUCUGUGGCGAAUAGGCGAUCAAGGAAUCUACCAGGGAUACCCGGCGAAGAUCAUUAGGCUGUUUAACCUACCGCCUAAUAUCGAUCACGUUGAUGCCGUGUAUGAACGUCCGGACAAGAAGAUAGUCUUCUUCGUCGGCCGUGAAUAUUACGUCUUCGACGCCAUCAAUCUGGAGCCGGGUUAUCCAAAACCGUUGACGAAUCUGGGAUUGCCAGCCUCCUUGGAGAAGAUUGACGGCGCUAUGGUGUGGGGUCACAACGGCAGGACUUACUUCUUUAGCGGUUCCAUGUAUUGGAGAUUCGAUGAAUCUGUUAAUUACGUGGAGCUCGAUUAUCCAAGGGACAUGAGCAUGUUCGCUGGCGUUGGGAAUGACAUUGACGCCGUUUUCCAAUGGAAAAAUGGCAAGACGUACUUCUUUAAGGGUAAAGGUUUUUGGGAGUUUGACGACCUCAGGAUGAGAGUGGCCCACGAGAAACAGAAAUUAUCAGCGCCGGUCUGGAUGGGCUGUCCGCCGCCGGAAGUAGAAACCAAUGACAUAGAGACUAAUCUGCCUAGGAAGUCGAGGAUUGUCUCGGCUUCCGCCGGAAGAACCGUGCCGAUACUCGCGAUGAUCAUUGCUAUCUUUGUCACGAGAACAAUAUUAUCGCUGUAAUACAAGUGUCCUUCUAGCCGCCGACAAACGAUAUUUCGUACAGGAUUUUCGUGAAAUACGAACAUCAGAAUUCGAAUUUUUCAGAUCGAUGUCGAUGAAAAUUGGAAUAUGAAAAAUAUUUUUGACCAUUUUUCUAUAUCAUCUUUUUACACGGCCGCAUUUAUAUACCAAGUAAUUAACAUAAGAUGUAAUUUAUAUUGCACGAUGGACGAACAAUUGAUCCUCAAAAGAAAACGUGAAUUCUUGAGGAUAUUUUACAGACAAUCUUGCGCGCGAUUCUAGCGAUUACAAACUACCACUGCCAAAAAAAUCCAUCCAACAUUUUUCCUUAUUCUUUUUGCUACAGAGAUUUUAAAUCGAGAUAGAGAAAUCCUUGUUGUUCCAAGGAUCAAUAUGCGCCAUCGAUAAGAAACUUCGCAUGACCUUCCGUAAAUCGUGACGCGAUUAUUAAUUCGGAAUCUCUCUCUAGGCGAGAUAUCUGAUUCCGACAAGAGCACGUAUUUUAUAUAAAUAUUGUAUUAAUUAUUAAUAUCGCAUAAUUUAGCGAAAAAGGACAUAGGCAAAACGCAGUGUCGCCAGUUUUGUAAACUGUGAUAUUUAUAUACCGCGCGCGAUAUCUCGAGUAGUUAGUGAUAAUGUCAAAAAGGAGUAGCAUAAAUGCAAUUUCGCAGAUUUAUAUAUGUAUAUGGUGCAGUGUAUCCCUGAAAUGCUUGUAUGAAUUUUGUGGGCGUAUCUUUAAAUUACAAUUAGCCUGAAGUUGAUUUUGCCUCAACCCAAGAUUUCAGUGUUUUUUAUAUUAGAGGCGCUUAAUGAAAAAAUACUUUAGGAUAGAAAUGAAUAAACAGGAUCUUAUCCCGCAUUUUGAAUCUUGAUUGAACUUUGAUUCGACAGAAUUUUUUAAAUCGAGACUUCAAUAAUCGUGAAUAUAAUUUUCAAGAUCAAUAAAUAGAAAAAGAAUGGCGUCUGUAAUUAAAUUUUUGUAAGGAAGAGAUCGACUUCAGAUUAAUCUCGAAAUACGCUUGCAAGGUUUAUAUUAAUAUUUCCAUAUAAAUAUACACUCCCGUAUAUAUUUAUAUACGUGUUAUAUAUAUAUAUAAUAGUUAUAUUAAGCCGUGCGUGUUGCAGAAUGUAUCGUAUGUUUGUAAAGCGUGCAGCAACGAGACGGGGACAAACAAUACAAACGAUAUUAUACUUCUCUGUUAUCGAUUAACUCGAUGAUUUUGGUUGAGUGUAUCUUUGUUAAGACUACGACAAAAACGAAAUACAUCAAAGCAAUGUAUCUCAUUUGCAGUUUAACCAAAAGCAUAAGACGAGAAAAAAUCCUUCCCUUUGUUUAUUCCAAACUUAAGAAAUAAUUAACGUAAAAUGUGUAACGUUAUAUGCUAUAUGUAUUUUAUAUUGUAAGUUCGUGCUUUAUAUGUGUAUAUACGGAAAUAAAGUGACUUUGCCGAACAAA
Formica exsecta is the source of this 4778-nucleotide messenger RNA. It is a transcript of the gene Mmp2, whose product is annotated as matrix metalloproteinase-2. The transcript is spliced from 12 exons. Gene Ontology annotation, cellular component: extracellular matrix. The coding region runs from base 1415 to 3322 and encodes 635 amino acids. Gene Ontology annotation, molecular function: zinc ion binding; metalloendopeptidase activity. Gene Ontology annotation, biological process: collagen catabolic process; extracellular matrix organization; proteolysis. Lineage: Eukaryota; Metazoa; Arthropoda; Insecta; Hymenoptera; Formicidae. The record is from RefSeq and is a predicted model, not a curated record.